CAAUUCACAGUCGACCACUCCACUUGUCAAUUCAAUGUAACCGAGUGCGGUCGUGUCGCUAUAGGGCUCAUUGUAGUUCGCCACGAAAGCCCUUAAAUAGUGCCUUUUCAAAUGUAGUCCCCUUUGUGCUGCCAAAUCAAAGGCUAAGUUCUGAAUUUCGAGAGGAAAAUCGAUGAAAACAUCAGUCGCGGUCUAGAUCAGUGGUCGACCGUUGCCGAACGCCGUUGAAGCCUAUCCCGAUGGGUUGAGAACGCCUACAUCUCGUGUUUGUGGUCCUACCACUGACGCUGGUACAAAGACAAAUAAAAAAGAGAUAGGUGUGAAAGACACCUCAAGUAUCGCUGAACCCGACUCCAAUGCCGGUCCCCUCGCCCGCCGGAGUCUUCGCGCCGCAUUGAACGCGCCACUCCGCAUCUUUGAUGCGCGCUCUUCCCCUAGAAAAAGUCAUAUACUCACUCUGUCACUUCAUUAUUAUUAAAUUCCUUAACAUCUUCUUCAUCUUAUAGUUUAUUUUUAUUAAUAUAAUUAAAAGAGCAUAAUCAAAAUGAGCAAGAUACUGAAAGUGGUUGGUGCCUCUUGGAUGCAGACCAAGAUCAGCUCCUACAUCCUCGGCUUGCUUGGCAUCCUGGCCAUCUUGGCGCUGUUCUUUGGACAAAUGGAAAGGAGCCAAGAGGAUGGAAACUACGCGGCCACAGUGUUUUAUAACGAGAAAACUGGAUACAGCAUCGAGUUUUGGGGCCAAAGUAACGAACUGUCGCAAAUACAGAGAGGAGUCGCCAGGGCAUAUUUUAGAAUGGAUAUCGAUACAACAGGAUGGUCGCUCUUAGAAGUAGAAACUGAAGGUUCUUAUCCAGACGAAAUCCAAGCUUACGCUGCCGGUAUAGUAGAAGGUGCGCUGACCUGGUCCCUCAUCCACAAACACCUGGAGAACACCAUCCGGGCUAAGUGUGAAGGCACUCCGUUGGAGAAGCAGUGCAACAAGCUGAAAGACACCCUGGAUAAGUCUGUGGACAAGUGGAAGAGCUAUGCCGCUGACCGGAGCAGUACGGACCCCCUGUGGCAUCAGAUAUCCUUAUAUUAUACUCAAAUCAAUGGCAUAUUCACUGGCUGGAAACAUGGAGUAGAAAGAAGCAUGAAUGAAUAUGAUACCGAUAUAUCCGAUCUUUACUGGUUAAAUUCUAUGGCUGAAGUCACUGAAAUCCAACGCAUUUUAAAUAUCACUCUAGAAGAUUCUUAUAUCCAAGCUGUACCGGAUUUGUCAACUGCUUUUGUGAGAAUAGCAAACGAAACGUCUGCGAAUGGAAUACCAACCAAGAAACUCUUUUUAGCUCAAAAUAAGGCUGGAAGUUACUCAUCUAUGACGCGGAUACUCAAGAGAUACAAGCUGAACUACCACUUAACUUCCAAGGACACUUCUAUCAUACCUGGAAAAAUGGUAGACUUCUCUGGGUACCCUGGAUCGAUCACCAGUCAGGACGAAUUCUACCUAAUUCGAGGAGAAGAUCAUAGAUUGGCUGUUACCGGUACUCCCCUGAGAAAUUUCAACGAUAAACUAUGGAAAGAAGUCAAUAUUACCGAACAAAUACCAGCUAGCCCUCGCAUCUUCGCCGCCAACCACCUCGCGGUGAAUGCCAGCAGUUGGGGCCGCGUCUUAGCCAGCAGCAACUCUGGCACUGCCGCAAAGCAGUGGCUAGUCCUUGAUUACAGCAAGUUCACUAGCCAGCAUGACGUCACACCCCCACAUAGACAACUAAACUUACAUUACGAGCACAUAGCACAACUGGAGAGUGAAAUAAACGGUGUGAAGCAUUUCGUGUCGUAUCGCAACAACAGUCGUGGCAAAGGUCUUCUGUACCUCAUCGAACAGAUUCCUGGGCUGACGCACUCCGCCGACAUUUCUGAUGUCCUGUUAGACCAGCAUUACUGGGCUUCAUAUGGACUUCCUUUCUUCAAAGAUGUCGCAACCGCAGUUCACAUCACAUGGAUGGAAGAGAAGUUCGGCAAUAUAUUUUCCUCGACUGAUUCUCCCCGGGCUCUUAUGUUUAAGCGAGGAUAUAAAAACGCAACCUCUUUGGACAGCAUCAUUAAACUGAUGAGGCAGAACAACGUGACGGCUAUAAAUAGAGCUAGCAAUGGAACCUCCGAUUGUUCUGGGCUGGUGUGCCUGGUGGAGGAAGAGGGUUACUGGUCUAUGCUUGGCGUCCGCGGUGAUAUAGUCCAACACAACCGGGAAGCGUAUGGAAUUAUUGACACGAAAGUCGUUUACGGAGAAAUUAACGAAACAUCUGUUAACUUCGCCGCAGUGGCUGGCCCGCCAUAUACAGAGGUGUCACAAGUCAACAACACCAAACUGAACAAGGGUAACAUAGCACCGAUAUACACGCACCAGUUCGACAACAAGCCAAACAUCGAUGGUCUCCAGAUCAAGAACCUGGUACUCCAACAGAUAGAAGAAGCCGAACAGGAAAGCCUGGAGAUCUUGAACAGAAAUGCCGUCAAACCUUUCCAGUGGUCCACUAGCGAUUACAAAAACAGAACACAUAUCGGUCUACCAGAUACUUGGGCGUUUACCAAAUUUCAACCGAAAUGGUCGUGGUGAUUGUAUUUAAUUCUUAAGCAUGAUACCUUAAAGUUACGUAUUGUUGAUAACUAGCAAUAAUUGUACUCAAUUUGCAGGUACCACAGAAAUUUGCCUAUACGUUUUCUAUGCCUAGGUACUUUUUGGCUCAUUUAGGAACCUAAGUUUUUUCAACCAAAAUAUCAAGUGCAGUGGCUUACCUAAGUUAUUGACAAAUAAGAUCACUGGUACUGGCAUCCUUGUACCGAAAUAAUAUGUAACUACCUACUAGUUAAGGUUCACUAUAACAGUUAGGUAACUAUUAUAUUAUUAGGUAACUAUUUUGAUCGGAUUUCUCCGUCGUAUUAUGGUUAACUUAAUUGUAGUGUGUUUUAUUAUUAUACUUUUGAAAGUCAUUUGACAAUAAGUUAAAAACAAAGGUGCUCUAAUGAAUUUGAUGAUUUUGUACUUAAAACUUCGGUUGAAUAAUUGAUUUCUAAUGAUUAAUUACAUUAUUAAUUUUAAGUUCUUAAGUUUUAUCUCAAUGUUUCGAAAUAUCUCAAAAAAAAACUAAGAAAAGAUAAUUCAUAAUAAAUUGAUGCUUAAGGGGAAAG
Molecule: messenger RNA, 3171 nt
Organism: Amyelois transitella
Lineage: Eukaryota; Metazoa; Arthropoda; Insecta; Lepidoptera; Pyralidae
Gene: lama
Product: putative phospholipase B-like lamina ancestor
Exons: 11
Coding region: 545-2599 (684 amino acids)
Biological process (GO): phospholipid catabolic process
Cellular component (GO): extracellular region
Molecular function (GO): glycerophospholipase activity
Source: RefSeq, a predicted model, not a curated record